Messenger RNA from Nycticebus coucang (slow loris), 6073 nucleotides. It is a transcript of the gene HGF, whose product is annotated as hepatocyte growth factor. Gene Ontology annotation, molecular function: serine-type endopeptidase activity; signaling receptor binding. Lineage: Eukaryota; Metazoa; Chordata; Mammalia; Primates; Lorisidae. Bases 315 to 2507 code for a protein of 730 amino acids. Gene Ontology annotation, biological process: hepatocyte growth factor receptor signaling pathway; proteolysis; positive regulation of protein phosphorylation. The record is from RefSeq and is a predicted model, not a curated record. The transcript has 19 exons.
UUCUUCUUAGGCUGCUUCCCCUUCCUCUUUUCCCAAAUAGAUAUGUAAACACAUGUAUUUUCCUGUUUAAAUUUAGCGAAUUGGUCCUCUGCCUGUGCCUUGAUUUAGCUAUUGGGCUGAGCCUGGCUUCUCCCUUCCCUGCUCGGAUAGGAGCCACUGGGAUCUGGAGCUCUAGCUUCCAAAUUGAAGCUGGCCUCAGGCCAGGUGACCUUUCCUUUCUCAGCGCGGACUGGCUCUCUGAGGCACUGACCGCGCACGGGAUCGUCUCCCCGGGCAUCUCGGCCGGUGGGAGCCGCAGCACGUCCAGCAGCGCCAUGUGGGUGACCCAACUCCUGCCGGUCCUGCUGCUGCAGCAAGUCCUCCUCCACCUCCUCCUCCGGCCCAUCGCCAUCCCCUAUGCAGAGGGACAGAAGAAAAGAAGAAAUACACUUCAUGAAUUCAAAAAGUCAGCAAAGACUACUCUAAUCAAAGAAGACCCAUUUUUGAAGAUAAAAACCAAAAAAAUGAACACUGCAGACCAGUGUGCUAAUAGAUGUAUUAGGAAUAAAGGACUUCCAUUCACUUGCAAGGCCUUUGUUUUUGAGAAAACGAGAAAACGAUGCCUCUGGUUCCCAUUCAAUAGCAUGUCCAGUGGAGUGAAAAAAGAAUUUGGCCAUGAAUUUGACCUCUAUGAAAACAAAGACUAUAUUAGAAACUGCAUCAUUGGUCGAGGAGGCAGCUACAAGGGAACCGUGUCUAUCACUAAGAGCGGUAUUAAAUGCCAACCCUGGAAUUCCAUGAUCCCACACGAACACAGCUUUUUGCCUUCGAGCUAUCGGGGUAAAGACCUACAGGAAAACUAUUGUCGAAAUCCUCGAGGGGAAGAAGGGGGACCGUGGUGUUUCACAAGCAACCCAGAGGUACGCUACGAAGUCUGUGACAUUCCUCAGUGUUCAGAAGUUGAAUGCAUGACCUGCAAUGGGGAAAGUUAUCGAGGUCCCAUGGAUCAUACAGAAUCAGGGAAGAUUUGUCAGCGCUGGGAUCAUCAGACACCACAUCGGCACAAAUUUUUGCCUGAAAGAUAUCCCGACAAGGGCUUUGAUGAUAAUUAUUGCCGCAAUCCUGAUGGCAAGCCGAGGCCAUGGUGCUAUACUCUUGACCCUGACACCCCCUGGGAGUACUGUGCAAUUAAAAUGUGUGCUCACAGUCCUGUGAAUGACACAGCUGUCCCUCUGGAAACAACUGAAUGCAUUCAAGGUCAAGGAGAAGGUUACAGGGGCACCAUCAAUACCAUUUGGAAUGGAAUUCCAUGUCAGCGUUGGGAUUCUCAGUAUCCUCACCAGCAUGACAUAACUCCUGAAAAUUUCAAGUGCAAGGACCUAAGAGAAAAUUAUUGCCGAAAUCCAGAUGGGGCUGAGUCACCCUGGUGUUUUACCACUGAUCCAAACAUCCGAGUUGGCUACUGCACCCAAAUUCCAAACUGUGACGUGUCAAGUGGACAAGAUUGUUAUCGUGGAAAUGGCAAAAACUAUAUGGGAAAUUUAUCCAAAACAAGAUCUGGACUAACGUGUUCAAUGUGGGAAAAGAACAUGGAAGAUUUACACCGCCAUAUCUUCUGGGAACCAGAUGCUAGUAAGCUGAAUAAGAAUUACUGCCGCAAUCCUGACGAUGACGCCCAUGGCCCCUGGUGUUACACUGGGAAUCCUCUCAUUCCGUGGGAUUAUUGCCCUAUUUCUCGUUGUGAAGGUGAUACCACACCUACAAUAGUCAAUUUAGACCAUCCUGUAAUAUCUUGUGCCAAAACAAAACAAUUACGAGUUGUAAAUGGGAUUCCAACACGAACAAAUGUGGGAUGGAUGGUUAGUUUGAAAUACAGAAAUAAACAUAUCUGUGGAGGAUCAUUGAUAAAAGAAAGUUGGGUUCUUACUGCAAGACAAUGUUUCCCUUCUCGAAACAAAGACUUGAAAGAUUAUGAAGCUUGGCUUGGAAUUCAUGACGUCCACGGAAGAGGAGACGAGAAACGCAAACAGGUUCUAAAUGUGUCCCAGCUGGUAUACGGACCCGAAGGUUCAGAUCUGGUUUUACUGAAGCUUGCUAGGCCUGCCAUCCUGGACGAUUUUGUCAACACGAUUGAUUUACCUAAUUACGGAUGCACAAUUCCUGAGAAGACCACUUGCAGCGUUUAUGGCUGGGGCUACACUGGAUUGAUCAACUCUGAUGGUCUGUUGCGAGUAGCACAUCUCUACAUCAUGGGAAAUGAGAAGUGCAGCCAGCAUCACCAAGGGAAGGUGACUCUGAAUGAGUCAGAAAUAUGUGCGGGGGCUGAAAAGAUUGGAUCGGGACCAUGUGAGGGGGAUUAUGGUGGCCCACUUAUUUGUGAACAACAUAAAAUGAGAAUGGUUCUUGGCGUCAUUGUUCCUGGUCGUGGAUGUGCCAUUCCAAAUCGUCCUGGUAUUUUUGUCCGAGUAGCAUAUUAUGCAAAAUGGAUACACAAAGUUAUUUUAACAUAUAAGGUACCACAAUCUUAGCCCAAGUAAGUGUGUCUGAAGCAUCCAUCAAUACAGCUGUCUUUUACAUGAAGAUUUCAGAGAAUGUGGAAUUAAAAUGUCACUUAAAACAACCUAAGACAACUACUUGAGAGUCAUGUUUGUUAAAAUACUCAUUAAUAUUUGUGGGUGUUUUCUGUUGUUUUGUUUGUCAGUGUUAUUUUGUAAAUGUUGAAAUGAGUUAGGGUACAUGCAAGUGUAGUAACAUAUUUCCUGAAGAUACUUGAAUGGAUUAAAAAAUGCAAAGGUGUAAUUGCUGGAUGAUAAAAGAUUUAAUGGAAAAGAUCAAUUAAUCUCUCUAUGCUGCUUUCCAAGGUUAGUUCCUUAAUGAUGAAUAAACCAUAAGUAACAUGUUACUUUAACAUCACCAAAACAUUUUACACCUUGGGUCCUUAAAUUGUAACUCUGUAUUAAAUUAUAAUUCCAUUUCAUAUGUCAUAUGUUAUAGUUCAUUCAUUUCUCCUCACUGUAUAUCUUGCAAUACUGGUACACAAACACACUUUUACAAAAAUACAUAAUCAUGUACAUAUGCCUGGGGACAUAUGUGCACACACUACACUAUAAAUUGUGGUAUACCUAAUGUAACCACGAAAUAUUUUGGAAGUAUAUACUUAUCAUAUUUCCUCAAAAAAUGGAAAUUUCUAAAGACCAGUAGGAGCAUUAAAGAAAGAUGAAACAUCAAAAUGACUAUUCCAUCCUCUGUACAUAAUCUUCAGAUGACCUUCAUUGGUUGGCAUUUCGGAUAUUGUUGUGACCUACAGAGUUAAAUAGAGUUAAUGCAGGUGAUUACAUGUAUUUAUUCUCUCCAUUAUUUCAUGUAGUUUCUUCAUCUUAAAGGAAAGAAAGUAAUUGGUCUAUUUUUUUCCUUCAAUUUUAGGGCCCCUUAUUUAUGCAAAACAUUUGUAAAUCUGUUUUCCUAAAGUAAUUCUUAAAUCUCAGAUAAGGGUUUCCUUGAAAAAAUUUAUAAGUGUUUUGGUCAAUAAAAAUGUAGCUACAAAGGUUAAUUCUUAGACUUUCUGCUGUAAUUGGUUUCUAGCCCAGUCUCUUUUUAAAAUUUUAAAAAAUAUUUAAAAGGAAAAAUUCCAUAUACCUUUAGAGUUUUAUAAAUCAUGCAUUAAAGAAUAUGUUGGAGAAUCAUGCAUUAAAGUAUAUGUCUAAGAAAAAAUGAAAAUACCUUUCCAAAUCUGGCAGUCUUCUAGCCUAACAAAGCUUUAUUCAAGUAAAAGAUAACUUGUAAAUGGAAGAAUCAAUUUAUCUAAUCUCUGUAUUCAAUUAUUUUUUUAAAGUACAGUUGAAUUUGCUGAAUCAAAUAUUUUAUCAAGAUAUAUUCAUUUUAUUCUUAUUUCAUUUUAUAAAAUCUGCCUAAUGCCAUCAGCAGUCAAUAUUCACUGAAAUUUCAUAUUCUGUAUAACAGUCAAAUCGUUGUAUUUAUUGUUGUAUUUGUCAUACUCAGCUAUCCAGCAUGUAUGUGUUGUGAGAUGGGUCAACAAAGAAUAAUAUGAUAAGCUUUAAAUUUUCACAGAAUCUUCCUGUACAUCUUCCUAACGUCUUUAAAGAGAAUUGAUGUGACUGCUUUGAAUCCAUUAUUCCCGUUUCUCAGACUUGGUUCUCUUAAGUGAUCUUUGUGAAGGCCAAGUUUCCAAACAAUGCCCUGAAAGCUCUCUAAGAUAUCGUUCAGUCCAUAGUACAGCAGUUUUAAGUCUACUGGAGAGCUUAGUCCACAGAGUAUACACAGUAAGUACCACAUCCAGAAGUGUUUACACAAAAUGUGCCAUAUAUUUUGUAACUUGUAGUAGAACCAAAAAGUGAUCCAACUAGUUGACGGUCCAUUUCAUCUUAUCUGAUUCUGUUUUUCUUUCCCUUUUAUAAUACAUCAUUUUGAUGAAAACACAUCAUAACUUCAAAAGCAUAUUGGCAAAAUGUGAAAUAUUUUUCAUAGUUUCUUUUUGCUGAACCAGCCCAAAUUUUGUCAUGUACUAAUAUUUGUAAAACAUUUAUAAAACUUGCAGUACUGUUAAGUAUUUACAUUUAAAAAAUACUUCCUUUGUGUCUUUUCCUUUAAAUUUUUGUGGAAAGAGAGAGGAUUACCUAAGUACAAGAUGCAGCUAACUGUUUAGACAUUUUGAACACAGUGUUUUUUAUUUUGUUAAAGGGUUAAGAACAACAUCAGUGAAUCAUCAAACAUGGUGCACAAAGCAAUUCUUUGGGAAAUUUCCUUCGUGAUAAAGGGAAAUGGGUGGAAUUGACAAUGAAAGCUGAUGAACAAGCUCCACGUUAUUUUAGCUAGUAGGACAGGGUGCAAUCACGUUUUUAUUCGCUAGUGAAAAAUGCUAAUUACUUGGGUUUUUUCCUAAAUAAACGAGAAAAAAAAAGUCCAAUUUAUCCAAUAAUGCAUUUUAUUUUGUGUCAUGGAAAAAAAGGAUCUUUAAAUCAGAAGUUUUCAAUACUGUUUUGGCUGUUCUCAUAAUGGCUAUACAUCGUAUGCUGUUAUAAGUGUAGACACUUUCUGAUGUCUACCAGGAAUUGAGAUGUAAAAUUAAAAUAUUUGUCAUAAUGCCUCUGCCGUGCAGAAGGGAUAAUAAUCCUUUUGUAUACUUCUUUUUAAUUUUAUUAUAAAUAUGUAAUGACUUUUACCUAUUUGCUGUGGGCAGGACCUCAGUAAAAUGGUUUAUAUUGAGUCAAUCUCUAGUCUUAACAAGCUCUUGCUUGCUAUCUAGGUGUUUCAAACUAUGGGAAACAUGAGACACUAGAAGGCAAGGAAAAUAACAAUAAUGGCAUGUGAUAGCAAAAUUGUAUUUCACUUAUUCCUGUGAAUAUUUCUUGUUGGUACCAAUGGUACUGUACAAAGUGAAUGUUAUAGCCACAACAUUCUCUUGAAAAGAACACUGUCAAGAGGUAGGAAAUUGCUGUUACGCAUUUUUGUGUUGUUUCUAAACUUUAAAAAAAAAAAAAGAGGAAGAAAUACUGGUUCUGCAAUAUGGAGAUCAGAGAUAAAGAAUUUUAACAAGGUCUCAUAUGAAAAAUUCUUUAAUUGAUUAAUUCGAGAUCCAAAUAACUCCGUUCAAUUAAUUAUAUCCCACAUUUACAGACUCAUUUGAUAGUUAAGGGUAAAAGGGGCAUCAUCUUUGUCUUUUUUGAGCAAAUAACUUUUAAAUGAAUUACUUUUUAUGAUAAAGUCAAAACGGAAGUUAUCUUUCAACAUUCAACUGAGUUUAGAACUAAGAAUUUACUAAUAAAAAAAAGUUAAAGUUUUCUGGAUCAUAAAAAUCUUGACAGUGUAACUUUUAAGUAGGUUCAUUUCCAUUUACACAGAAAGUUUCUAUCUUUAGGAAACUGAAAGGGAAUACUGUGGAUGUUAUGACUGUUUUGUGUGUAAAUAGGAAAUUGAUAAGCUGCCUAUUAUGUGGUAUAGCUGGAUGCUUACCCAAAAAAGGGAACACUGUGGUUAUGACUUGUAUUAUAAAGUCUUUGUAGUUAAUAAAGUUGUUAUUUUUAUAACCAUGAUUGUAUUAUUAUUCUUAAUAAUAAUAAAAUAUUUUAUCAAAAUG